Molecule: messenger RNA, 3447 nt
Organism: Ogataea parapolymorpha DL-1
Lineage: Eukaryota; Fungi; Ascomycota; Pichiomycetes; Pichiales; Pichiaceae
Product: Condensin complex subunit 1
Exons: 1
Coding region: 1-3447 (1148 amino acids)
Biological process (GO): mitotic chromosome condensation; meiotic chromosome condensation; mitotic cell cycle
Cellular component (GO): nucleus; condensed chromosome, centromeric region
Molecular function (GO): histone binding
Source: RefSeq, a predicted model, not a curated record
AUGGAAGUUGAUUUUAACUUGUCGCAAACGCUGACAUCGUUUGCUGACAACAUUGACGCCUUUGAGAUUGAUGGGAAUAGGAAUCCAGAAGAUUUUUUGGAAGUUGUCACACAGGAGCUCGCCGUUAGAAGCGAUGCGAUCUUGUACGAGGAAUUCUGGGAUCCUCUGAUGAACCUGACGCAUUGCUAUCCACAACUCGAAAACCGCCUUCAAUACAAGCUAGCGUACUUGAUAUCCAGUACCUUGUCGCACCACACUAGCCAGACACACCAAGUGGUCAACUCCGGAGACAUUGAUUUGUUCGCUACACAUCGCAAGAUUUUAGAAUUGUAUGGGUACUUGAUCCACGUUCUUCUUGUAUACCUAGGAAGAGAAGAAACAAGUUUAAAGACUUCCGAGGGGAAGUAUCACUGGAAUAAGACAAACAGCGUUAUUGAAAACAUUCUCGUGUCCAUUAUCGAUGUAUUCAAACUCAAACUCAAUUUGUUAUUCGAAACAACCCCGGAACGCAAUUUAUUCGUUGGUACCCUAUUUCUGAACCCGGUGAACGCCCUGCUGGAGAGUCCCGAAAGAGCAAAAGUUGUCACCGUUAAGAUGCACGCUUUUAAAGCUAUCUGCAUGGCGAUCAAACUCCAUGGUCAAACAUCACACGUCCAAAACGCUAUUCUGCAACAUUUGACCUACUUCCAGCAUUCCAGUACCGUGAUGGCAGAGCUUCUUGACACUUUGAGUAGGCAUUACGAUCACCAUAAUUUGACAGACGAAAUCUUAAAGGAAGUGAGCGGGCGUCAAUUCAAUGAAAAUGACACAAAUGGUCCUAAAGCUAUCAGCACUUUCAUCGUCAAGCUUUCAGAACUCAGUCCAAAAAUUGUUAUGCGGCAAAUAUCUUUGGUGGCUCAGCUCCUUGAUAACAACUCGUUUACCUUGAGGUGUGCAGUUGUCGAAGCAGUGGGAAACAUAAUUACAACUCUGUCAAAGUCACAAGAAGAGUAUGAUGAGCACAAAACACAAGCAGAUAGUUUUCUGGAGCUUUUGGAGGACCGCUUUCUCGAUAUCAACCCAUACGUUCGCUCAAGGGCAAUACAGGCGAUUACAAAGUUGACAGAGAUGACUGUUAAGUUUGUUGAUCGAAGACUAAGAUGGACUAAACUGGCUGUGAGGCAUUUAGAGGACCGGUCAGGAAUUGUGCGCAGAAAUUGUAUCAAACUGCUUACUUCGUUGAUACUGACUCAUCCUUAUAAUGUCAUGCAUGGUGAUAGGCUUGAGCUAACUGUCUGGGAAAAGCGUUUGGAAGAAACCAAAGAAAAGCUUAAAGAGUUACAGCCUGACUUAUUUGAAGAUGAAGAAAAUCAAGAGGAAGAAGGAGAGCAGAAUGAGACCGAUGCAGACCGCAGCGACGACGACCAAAUGGAUGUCGAUGACGAGGAUAUCGAGGAGGGGGAUGAAACAGAUAAAGAAAAGUCUGAGAAGUCUGAAGCAGAAACUAAUAAAGAGUCCGAAUCAGAAAAAAAGACAGAGACAUCAAUCAUUACCUCGCUGGCCAAUGUCGACCCUGCUGUCUUGAAUAAGGUUUCUCUCACCUAUCAAUAUUAUGCUGAUGCUGUUGAGUUCAUCAAGCUAGUCCAUAAGGCUACAACAUUGUGCUGCGAGUUAUUGUAUUCCAGGUCCAAAAAUGAGGUUAUCGAAUCCAUGGGAUUCUUUGUUCUUGCAGACGCGUACGGAAUUGAGAACUGCCAAAUAGGUAUCAAAAGGAUGCUGCACUUGAUUUGGAUGAAAGGAAGCAACGAGGAUGGUAAUAUGGUUGUCGACAAACUGAUAGAAUGCUACAAAAAUCUCUAUUUGACUGCCCCCGAAAAAUCAUCAAUGGUACAAAGAUCAUCUUAUCUUGCGUCAAACCUUAUCAAACUCACAUUCAACUCCUCUGUUGCCGAUCUGGCGUCCCUUGAAAAGCUUCUAGGCGAGUUGUAUACCAAGAACUACAUCGACCAUCAUGUUGUUCAGGUGCUGUGGCAAUUUUUCAGCAGCGAUACUUCCACGAAACGGCAAAAGAGAGGCGCAAUAAUAAUUCUCGGCAUGCUUUCUGUUGCAGACCAUGAAAUUGCACUGAAGGGGCUUGAUUUGAUUUUGAAUGUUGGUCUCAACUAUAAAAACACGGAUUGGAUUCUCUGUCGAUUUUCGUGCAUAGCACUGAGAAGAAUCGUGCCGUCUAAGGCCUCUAUAAACGGCUAUAGAAUGACCAAAGAGGACGAGGCCAUUCAAAGACUUUCAGCGGCCUUAUUGCAGUAUACAGCAGAUGGAAACUGGUUUGGGAUGGCAGAAGAGGCUCUCAACUCCAUAUAUGUCAUAUCAUCAUGUCCCGAUGUGGUCUGCUCCAAUAUUUUGAAAUCCAAAGCCAACGAUGUAUUUUCGUCCGAAUCUGAUGAGUCCCACGACAAGGUGGUGUCUCUUUCGCAGCUCUUGUUCCUUAUUGGCCACGUUGGGCUGAAAACCAUCAUUCAUCUAGAGAAAUGUGAGACUGAAUUUAAGAAUAGAAAGAUAGCAUCCGAAAACAAGAAAACCGAGCAACAGAAUGAGCUGGACAUGAUCGGAGGUACCACUGAAGAUGAUUUUACAGAUGCAGUGCAAGUGGUGAAGGAGAAGGAGCUGCUUUACAGCGAGACUGGUGUGUUGGCUCAAUUCGUUCCUCUCGUUAAAGAAAUUGUCACACAUCCAAAAGACUACAACGACAGGAGAUUACAAAGACAAGCAAUCCUUUGUUUGUCCAAACUGAUGUGCAUCUCUUCGAGAUUUUGUGAAGAGAAUCUUGCUCUAUUUCUCAAGAUAAUGGAAACAUCUGAGGACCCUGUUGUUCGGAGUAACGCAGUCCUUGGGCUGGGUGAUAUGGCCGUCUGUUUCAACAACGUCAUUGACACGAGCAAAGACUUCUUAUAUGGCCGUCUUCAGGAUAAAGAUAUUAUGGUUCAAAGGACGUGUUUGAUGACGGUGACUUUCCUUAUUCUUGCUGGUCAGGUUAAGGUCAAAGGUCAACUGGCACAAAUGGCAAAAUUGUAUGUGAACGAGGAUCCCGGAAUUGUUGAUAUGUGCAAGUUGUUUUUCACUGAGCUUGCUACCAAAGACAAUGCAAUAUACAAUGGGUUCAUUGACAUGUUCAGCGGACUUGCGGCUGAUUUCGAGCUCUCGAGGAAAUCGUUCAAGGAGAUUAUCAAGUUUGUUGUUCCGUUCUUGGACAAGGAUAAGCACAAGCAGCAGUUGGUUGGCAAACUUUAUCAACGGUUGAUCAAAGUUGACGACGAAGAGCAAUGGAACGACCUUGUUUUUGUGAUAAAAGAGAUAAUACCGAAGCAGGAAUCCACGAGGAGAGAGAAAGACACGCCGAAAACAAAAAUCUACGACGAGGUGCUAACCUUCAUAGAGCAAGGUUUCCAAAGGCCAGGACAGAAGGAAUAG